Messenger RNA from Dreissena polymorpha, 597 nucleotides. RefSeq names its product remodeling and spacing factor 1-like. The record is from RefSeq and is a predicted model, not a curated record. Gene Ontology annotation, biological process: regulation of DNA-templated transcription. Gene Ontology annotation, cellular component: RSF complex. NCBI's taxonomy places the organism in Eukaryota, Metazoa, Mollusca, Bivalvia, Myida, Dreissenidae. The transcript is spliced from 5 exons. The coding region runs from base 16 to 597 and encodes 193 amino acids.
CAAACAGCAAGCGCAAUGGAUGAACAUUUUGCAGAAGAUCCAAAUUUUGCAGUGAUCUGCUCUUUUUUGGACAACUUUAAGCAUUUAAUCACCAACAGUUCGGACACUGUGACAAUUGACGAUAUUCAGCAAUUCAUUGAUGCCACCGAGUUUGAACAAACAAGCCCAGUGGUGAAGUUGCACUUGAAGCUGCUGAGAGGGAUUGGAUUCUCACCACAUGGUAAACCAUCAUGCACACAGUUCUCCAAAGAUAUGAUAAAGUUUAUUGAGGAUUUUCCGGAGCGAGACGACAAACUGCUGGUUGACCUGGAGUAUAAUUACACACUACUCCCUGCUGAAGUGAAAAUACGUAUCCUGAAGAAUCUUUUGGAAGACCAGUUUCAGUUCAAUGAUUCCUUCAACGAGAAGGUCAACAAUGAUCUUGAAAAGCGAGGUGACAUCCGCCAUAUGCCUGCUGGCAGAGAUAGGCUUGGGCGGACAUACUGGUUCAUGCUGGAAUUGUCUGGAUCCCUGCUUCUCUACAGACAGUUGCUGAAUGAAAUCACGGGGGAGGAAACCUGGGCGCUUAUUUGUCGGUUUGAGCAUUUAAACAUUUAA